Hypanus sabinus (Atlantic stingray) is the source of this 2797-nucleotide messenger RNA. RefSeq names its product elongation of very long chain fatty acids protein 1-like. Gene Ontology annotation, molecular function: fatty acid elongase activity. The transcript has 10 exons. The record is from RefSeq and is a predicted model, not a curated record. NCBI's taxonomy places the organism in Eukaryota, Metazoa, Chordata, Chondrichthyes, Myliobatiformes, Dasyatidae. Gene Ontology annotation, cellular component: endoplasmic reticulum; endoplasmic reticulum membrane. The coding region runs from base 376 to 1290 and encodes 304 amino acids. Gene Ontology annotation, biological process: very long-chain fatty acid biosynthetic process; sphingolipid biosynthetic process; fatty acid elongation, saturated fatty acid.
CCAUCACUCCCCACCACUGAUCUCAUCUCUCUAUCCAACCGGCGCGGCUCUGCCUUGAGUUUAGGGGCUGUCGCUCCAUCAGCUGAUCUGCGGGUUGGGCGAGGAGAAGUUAUCUUUGUGAACUUUUAUCUUCCCUUUUGUACAAACUCCAACAACUCUCAGAGUCUCGGCUUCUUGGCAGGUGGCUACGGGCACCACCGGGUCAGUCAGAUCAUCAAGGCACCAGAGGACUUCUGAAAUCAGAUUUCUAUGCAAACCACUGCCCCACUCAGGAGAUAACUAUCGAAAUUGGGUUCCUCUUGGUGCUUGAACCUGUGGUCGCAACCUUGUACAGCAUCUAAACAAGCUUUGAAAGUACCACUUUGAAACGCAACAAUGUUGGCGGAGGUAGGGUCACGGGUUGCCCAGGUUUACGAGGUGCUCUUAAAAGGAGACCCAAGGAUUGAAGAAUAUCCCUUCAUGGUGUCUCCAGUCCCUAUGACAGCUGUCCUGUUGUUCUAUGUAUAUUUUGUACUGUCUUUGGGGCCCAAGCUCAUGGCUGGCAGGAUGCCCUUCGAUCUCAAGAAGAUUAUGGUUUGCUAUAACUUUGCACUGGUGUUUUUCUCGAUAUUCAUAGUCUAUGAGUUCUUGAUGUCUGGCUGGGCAACUGGGUAUACAUUCCGAUGUGAUCCAAUAGAUUACUCCAAUAACCCAAAAGCUCUUCGGAUGGUGCGUGUAGCAUGGCUGUUCUUAUUUUCCAAAUUCAUUGAGCUGUUUGACACAGUAUUCUUUGUCCUGCGGAAGAAGAACAGUCAGAUUACCUUUCUUCACAUAUUCCACCAUUCAGUAAUGCCAUGGACCUGGUGGUGGGGUGUCAAGUUUGGACCAGGUGGCAUGGGAUCCUUCCAUGCCAUGGUGAACUCCAUCGUCCAUGUCAUCAUGUACUUUUAUUAUGGUCUGUCUGCCGCUGGCCCAGCGUUUCAGAAAUACCUCUGGUGGAAGAAGUAUAUGACAGCAAUCCAACUGGUCCAAUUCAUUAUUGUCUCACUGCAUGUCACCCAGUACUACUUCAUGGAUCAUUGUGAUUACCAGUUCCCCAUUAUCAUCCAUCUUGUGUGGAUGUACGGAACAUUUUUCUUCAUCCUUUUUUCCAAUUUCUGGUACCAGGCCUAUACCAAAGGCAAGAGGUUGCCCAAGAACAUGGAGCACAAACGCAAAGCAGCUGUGAAGAAUGGCAAACCAGCAGCAGAAAACGGUGGGCACUUGCUGGAAAAUGGGGAGGUGAUGAAUGGGAAAGUGAAGACAAAGUAAUAAUGAAUAACUUUUUAAUAAACACCGAUUAUUGUAUUUUUGUGUUUUGGAAAGUUUUGAGGGUGGGCGCAGCAAGUAUCCAGUUUUGAACUUGACUUGAGAAUUUCAUGCAGCUGAUUAUGGCACCCUGUUGGCAUUUAACCUGGGGAGAGAAGUCUGACCUAAUGUUUUAAGGAUCCUUUGUAAUUAACAAAUGGCUUGUGGUUAAUCAAGUCUGGAAUUUAUUUGGAAUCAUUGCACUGGUUUAAUUGACAUUGGAGGUGCAAGGAUAAUGCAGACCAUAUGACAUGGGAGAGGAACAUCUAUGCCUCUGACUGAAAGCCAGAUCAGUGCUGGUCUGUGCUUGAGGCUAGUCUUGGAUGUGCUCUAUUUAGAGAAGGUUCAAUAUGCAAUUCUUCAGCCUUUUAUCCCACUCUACCAGAGUUGGAUGUAAUAAUUCCUCCAGAUCUGCAAAGAACUAAAUGUGUAAUGGUGUUGCCUUUUAACCUUCCUCUGAAAACCUGCAAUUAAACCCAUAAUGCUGUUGAUACUACCCACCAUCACGCUGUGCAGUUGAAAGUUAUGUCAGAGUGCUCCGAAAUGGCCCACUUGGUUGGGUCCAUCUUUAUUAAUUUAUAAUACCUAGUUUAAAGAAAAAGCAUCAGUCUCCAUCAAUAUAUGUAACAUACUAAAUAUAAUUAGUUAUUUUACAAUUUUUUAUUUGCUUGAAUCUACCAAUGUUGCUGUAUAUUUUGGGAAGGAAGGAAGGAAAUCACAAUAUUUAAAAGAAAUGGCUGCUUAGUGGGACAGUGUUAAUGUUUACCAUACAGCAGGGAUCAGAUUUCAUUAAUGUUUUGGGGCAGGGAGGACAGUCAAUUAAAAUCCUUUCCUGACUUGCUAAGUAUCCUGUAGAUGGUGAAACCCAUGAGUAGCUCUUUUCCUUUUGAUCUGUUAUCAUUGGGGACUGAACAAUAUGCCAAAUGAGAGAGGGUUCUCAAAACUCUGUAGUGUGUCAUAGUUGAAUGCUGGCGAGAUCUACUGAGAUGAAUACUGUGACUAUAACUAGCUACAUACUUGCGUAGCAGACAUCAAUCUUUUUUGAAAAGACUUCUGUCAAUAGGUGUUGAUCAAUUAGUAUUGCUUACAUAUUCGGUAGUUUGUUCAGAACUGCCUUUAUCUUCUGUUUAUUGUCCCAACCCAAGGCUAUAGAUAAAGGAGUUGGGUUGAUGCGUUGUACACUCUUGCAGUUGGUGCCAGAUGUCUGUGGUGAUGAGCAUCAUGUGAAGCUGUCCUUGGGGAUAAAUUGCUGAUGGCACACCUCAGUUAUAGAGCUCUAUUAGAGUUUAAGCACAAUGCUCAAAGCAGUACAGCUACAUCUUUAGUUCUUUGCAAAUCGCUUUCAGACAGUUAAAACAGAUCCCCGUGAGAAAAAGAACAGUGAAGGAAAAUCUCUGGGAUUAUGAUAUCACAGGAGCAAGUUUCAAUAGGAAUUCUCUGACACUGAAAUAAACUCAAUUUCAAAACUCAA